AAGAAGAAGUUCUUGUUCUUGGAGGUUCUUCGGGCUCUUUCAUUCUGCCUCGAAAACCUUCUCUGAGCCGACUUGUCAAAUUGAACAGACGAUUUUAACUCCUUGCUGUUCCCUUUGAUUUAGAAAGCUCAACUUUUAAAGCGAAGCCCAGUGUAACAGGAAGCUAACGCCUCCGGUUGGCAUUAGCUUUUGUUGGAGCUAAAAAACGAGUAGAAACAGCCUGAAAGAAUCGACUCUGAGAGUCAGCAAAGAUGUUUAACGUCCAAAUGUUGAGGUUUUCGGUGAACCAGAGACUGAAUGCUGCUGUUGAAGAGGUUUGUGAGCUGUUUGAAAGAACGAUAGCAGAGUACGAGGAGAAACUGAGACCAUCUAGAGAGGAAAACCAUCGACAGCAGAAACUACUGAAUGCUGUUUUCAACCCUGUAAUCCUGAUACAACGAGCAGACCUCAAUCAGCUGACGGCGAUGAAGGAAGAGGAGCAGCGGAAGAGGAGCCAGGAGAUUACGGAGCCUCCACCCAUUAAAGAAGAACAGGAAGAAUCAUGGAGAGGUCAGGAGAGAGUGCAGCUUCAGGAAGCAGAGGAGACAGAUAUCAACAUGUUCACAGUAAUUCCUGUAUGCCUGAAGAGUGAAGAAGAGGAUGGAGAGGGACCUCAGACCUCACAGCUUCAUGAAAACCAAAGUGAAGAGAACAGAGACACAGAGCGUGUGAUAAAAGAAGACAAUGAAGAGGACUUUGGAGGAUCAGAAGAUGGAGACUUUAAUCCUUACAUUCAUUCCCUGCCAGCUGCUGCUGAUAAGACUUCACACGGUUACACUAACAACAUUGCUGAUUGUGAGGAGUGUGAUGAACCUGAAGGUACUCUGCUAAGUGAUGUGAAACAUGAAACUGGAAACAUGUCAGUUGGUGCAUCUGGAUGUUCUGCAAACUUGUUUAAAAAACAACGGCAACCACCGAAGAUGGACGAUGUAGACAAACCAUACCUUUGUCUAGUUUGUGGUAAAAGAUUCCUGCGCAGAUUGGGUUUAAAACUACACAUGAUGCGUCAUGCAGAAGUAAAACCUUUCCACUGCUCCAUUUGUAAUAAAGGUUUUGUCAAGAGAUCAGAGAUGAUGAAUCACAUGAACCUCAACGCAGCAACUAAACCUUUCCAGUGUCUUGUUUGUUGUAGAAGAUUUACAGAACAGAGUGGUCUAGACGCUCACUCUGCUAGCCACACAACAGUAAACCCAUUCAAAUGUGCUGUUUGUGAUAAAAGCUUUGACAAGCGUUAUAAGUUGAAGCAACAUUCAGCUGUCCAUAUAGUAAAAGAACCAUUCAGUUGCUCAGUUUGUGGUCAUACUUUUGCUAAUGCUAAAGCUCUAAAAAAACACGCUCACACCCACACAGGGAGACCAUUCGGUUGCUUAGUUUGUGGUAAAAAAUUUGCUCAUUCCAGGAUCCUGCUGCAACAUGUUAGUACUCACAGAGGAAAUAAACCUUUCAGUUGCGCAGUUUGUGGUCAAAAUUAUGCUAAUUAUGAAAGUUUGAAACGACAUGCCCUUUGUCACGCAGCAGAGAAACAAUUCAGCUGCUCGAUUUGUGGUGACGCUUUUGAUGAAACUACUAAACUGGAACGACAUCUUCAGAAACACAAACACCAACGUUAUUUGCAGGGUGAGAAAAAAAAGUCCAGGAAAUGAAACCUUCAGGUGCUCAGCAAAUGUCAGUUUUGAUGCACAGGGUUUAAAGUCCAACCUGACUUUUAUCUGUAAACAGUUACUCAGAGAUUUUUGGGCUCUUGUUUGUUCAGCUAAUGUCGCAUGUGUUAAACUCUUAAUGUUACUUGAUCAGACUGUUUACAUUCUCAGAGGUAGACACAGAUGUGAUCUGAAAAUUGUGCUAGGCUUGCACCUUGAAGACUUGCCAAUUGUACCAUGAUAGCACAGUACAGAGCAGUGGUUCUCAACAUGUGGGACCCACCACAUGUUCCAUACCACGAAUGGUGACCCAAAUUUCUGAUGAAUUUGUUAAUUCUCUCGGAUUUGUUUAAUAAAAGAUCGUGCUGUUUGAACCCUUCAAAGAAAUGUGAUGGAACAAAGACACUGAAUAAAAUAAGACAUGAAGAAUUCUUGAAAGAAUUAAAGAAGAUUCCUGAAAGCUUCUGGCCAAAAAAAACCCCUGAUAAAAUACACAAAAAUGUAACUGAAAAUUCCCUAAAUCUUUAAAAAUUCCUGAAGUACAACUGGAGGAGAUUGCUGAAAGUUUCUCAGAAAAGUCCUGAAAGUCUCUUAUUCCUUGUGAAAUUGUCUUAAAAGUUUGAGGCGAAGUGCCCAAAGAAAACUCUCAAAAAAUGUAGGAAAACUCCUUAAAAAUUUUGGGAAAAAAUCAAGGAGAAAAAAUACUGAGUUUGGGUAAAUUCACAAUGAAAAUUCUUGAAUGAUUUAGGGUAAAAUGAGAGAAAUUUAAUCAUAUCUUCUGCUGUAAAAAGCUUGAUUAAUGGAACAAAAGCACUUAAAAGACACUAAGACAAACCCGCAACCCACUUUUGGGUCCCGACCCAACCAGUUGAGAACCGCUGGUUUAAAUAAUACUUUGGUGUAAACCUUUCUCUGUAGCUCGUUAUAGCUCGGCACUCAUCACCGGGACAGUUAUUAUUGAAUUUGCAGAUCUUCUGGUUUCUGUCCAGCCCUUUAUAUCUCCCAGUGACCUCAGGGAUCCUGGUGUUGUUCAGUCUAAAGUUACAGAUAGCUUGUAUAUACUUUUGGUUUCCAGAUACUUCUCCAGUUUAAUCUUUUGUUUAGAUUGUACAUAUAAAUUAGACGAUGUCACUCUUUUCAGUUCUCUUUGCCACGUGUGCAAAAACUGAUCUUUGGGCCUCUGUUGAACUGUCAGUUUAAUCCUGUUAAUGUUGUUAAACUGUUGAGAUCUAGAGGUUAGACAGACUACAGUCACUUAAUCUCUGCUUUCAUCCAUGCUGAUGCAUAAACAUCUUUAUCACAAAGGCUGAGCAGAUGCUUGUACGUUUACUAGACUGUUUCAUUUCUUUCUGAAGUGUAAUCCAGAAUGGGGAUCUCCUCAACUUAUUACAUGCUGUCAUUUUAACUUUUAGGAUCUGUUUUACAACCCCACAUCUCACAAGCUUACAACAUAACUGGUUUAACUAACUUGUCAAAUAGCUCUUGUGCAGCAUCUACAGGCAGAUCAGGUUUUCUACACUGACGGUGAACAUUGCAUGGGGAGCUCCCUUUAAAUGAAACAUUGUAAAUAAAAAUAACACCAAGAUGUUUAACAUGGUGUACAUUUAUAUGUUUUCUCCAUAGUAUAAAAACUUCAGUUUGCUGACGUCUGCUUUUUUGACAGUAGCCUUAUUUUUUCAGUUAACUUUUAAAUUCCAUUGGUGGUUUGUUGUAUAAAUGCUGAUUGUUUUGUCUGUGUACAUCAGUAUCAUAAGUUGGAUGUAGCUGAUUUACUAUGGGCUGACAUUAAUAAAGCAGAGGUUUUC
Cheilinus undulatus (humphead wrasse) is the source of this 3484-nucleotide messenger RNA. RefSeq names its product gastrula zinc finger protein XlCGF57.1-like. The transcript has 2 exons. The record is from RefSeq and is a predicted model, not a curated record. Gene Ontology annotation, biological process: regulation of transcription by RNA polymerase II. Gene Ontology annotation, molecular function: RNA polymerase II cis-regulatory region sequence-specific DNA binding; DNA-binding transcription factor activity. Lineage: Eukaryota; Metazoa; Chordata; Actinopteri; Labriformes; Labridae. The coding region runs from base 252 to 1682 and encodes 476 amino acids.